Messenger RNA from Nomia melanderi (Alkali bee), 2173 nucleotides. Its product is annotated as histone H3.X-like. Gene Ontology annotation, cellular component: nucleosome. Gene Ontology annotation, molecular function: structural constituent of chromatin; DNA binding; protein heterodimerization activity. The record is from RefSeq and is a predicted model, not a curated record. Lineage: Eukaryota; Metazoa; Arthropoda; Insecta; Hymenoptera; Halictidae.
UUCAAUUGUGAUUUUAUUUAUUUUUCUGAGUUACCUCUAUAUAUUAUUUAGGUACAAUACGUUAAGAAUAAAAAUAACUAUCUGUGAUACGUGUACAAUUCAAAUAAAAUCUCCUAUUGAGCAACAAUGGUACGAAGAAAAUCAAAUGCGAGAUCAAUCAGUGGUUCACAGAAUCGUGAGAAAUCUCGAACAGAAGUUUUGGUACCCAGAAGACGAAACAAAUCACAUGUUUUUCGAGAAAUACGGCAUUUGAGAAAAUCUAUAAAAUUACUUAUACCAAGAAGUACUUUCGCUCGUUUAGUAAAAUUUAUUAUUUUUGACUUAUUCCCUACCUUGGGUGUUAAUAGAAUACAACUAAGUGCUUUAGAAGCAUUACAAGAGGCAACUGAAGCAUAUAUGGUACAAUUUUUUGAAGAUUGCAUAUUAUUAGCACAACAUUCAAAACGCAUAACUAUUAAAGUUCAAGAUAUGUUCCUGAUGCGACGACUUAGAGGAAGAGGCGACAUUGUGAAUAGAUAAAAUAAGCUACUGUUCAGGUUCUGAAUUUAUAUAAAAAAAUUAAUAUAUUUUAUAGUACUUGACUUGAAAAUAUCAUGUUCUCUCAGUUUGAUACUAGUGACAUGACAUAUUUGGUGGUAUGUUUGUUAAUCUAUGUUUAUGCUGGUUAAUAGAAAUAAUCAAAAUGACAUGAUUCACAAUCAGAUUUAGGUAAAAUUUGUUUCAAUAUUGCUUGUGAAUGAAUCAUGUUAUUUCAUAUAUUUUGUAAUUAACUAGAAUUAUUAAAUAAUUCAAAAUUGAAAUUUGUAUUAACUUUUGUAUAAAGAAUUGUCUGUGGUAUAGGAGUGAUGUUUUGUAAUAAAAUUAUGUAGUUUACGAUACAUGCAACAUGGAAUAGAGCACUUACAUUAAAUAUAUGCCAAAUCCAUUAGUAAUUUUAGCUUACUUGCCUCAUCGUUUACAAAUGAUGUAUUGUGCCUUCUAUGCAUCUUGAAGUAUGUACAAAGAAAACAGUUAUUAUUUUUAUAGGAAAAUAAAAACAUUGUGAUUGGAUAUGGAUUUAAGUAUUUAUAUAAAAGUGCUUUCGUCGAUACUCCAUAGUAUAACAAGGAAUAAAUGUCUGUAGAACAUUAACUGGGCCUUGUAAUAGUGACAAAUCAUAGAUUAGGUAAUGUUUUGCUAAAUAAAAUUUAUUUCGUGGGAAACAUUCAAACUUCUGAUAAAAUUCUUAGACUUUACUUUACGAAACUUUGGUAAAAUAUACAUUUCUCGAUUCUUCGGCAGGAUCUUAGAAUAGUACAGUAUCGAAGCUUCGUAAGGUUCGCUUUGCGCAAAGUUUGUUCGAGUUUGCUAUGCACGUAAGGCCGAUGAACGUCGGUUAAACAGCGAUAAAAAGGCUUGUUAAACGAUAAAAUAAUGUUACCGAUCGUUACAUUUCAGAAUUUCUGUUAUCUCUGUAUGUUAGCUGCCUUUACUCACGACGUACAUCGCAAGUGGAAUAUUACAUUUCGACGUCCUAUAAAAGAACAACUGUACUCGAGUUCAUAAGUUCUGAGUUCCCUUUUUAUACGUUCCCUCGUGGUAAAUAAUCUCAUAGAAUUUUUACUUGAAUUAAUUUCGCAGGCGUGGCAUCCGCUAAUCAGAACUUAUGAAUUCGAGUAUACAAAAAAUAGUAUUACAAAUAACAAUGCUACCUAUCUACGCGUUUACAUGUCUAUAAUACAAUUUGAUAAAGAAAUAUAUAUAUAUAAAAGCCACCUGAAAAACCAGGUUACUCUUUCAUGUCUGUCUACGUCGGACAAGAAUCUCUGAACUUCUAAGAAGACACUUUGUAAGGCCACGUCCAGACAGCUGUUCGCGAGCAGCUAGUAAGUAGUUCUUCUCAGUCUGGACGAGGCCGAAUAGGCACAACAUCAGUUACACUUUCAUGCUGCCUGUCAUUGUACAGAAAGAAAACAAUCAUUCAUAACCCUACCAUGGCGUGCAGUCCUUUAGACAAACGUCGUAUAUACUCGCGCGUGUAAUUCUAACACGAUUUUCAAAUAUUUUGAAUACAUAUGUACAUACUUAUGUAUAUAUAUAUAUACUUAGACUGCAUUGUAAUACAAAAUGAAAAGGAAAGAAAUGUAAUUGUUCGCGUAUGGAGAAUUAGGAAUACUGUCUGUACAUCUCGGGA